AUGCCUCCCAACCUCACCGGCUACUACCGCUUUGUCUCCCAGAAGAACCUGGAGGACUACCUGCAAGCUCUGAAUAUCAACAUGGCUCUGCGGAAGAUCGCCCUGCUGCUCAAGCCUGACAAGGAGAUUGACCAGCAGGGCAACCACAUGAUGGUGAAGACCCUCAGCACCUUCCGGAACUACAUUCUGAAAUUCGAGGUGGGAGUGGAGUUUGAGGAGGACCUGAGGAUCGUGGAUGGACGCAAAUGCCAGACCAUAGUCACCUGGGAAGAGGAGCAGCUGGUUUGCGUGCAGAGAGGAGAGGUCCCUAACCGGGGCUGGCGACUCUGGCUGGAGGGACAGAUGUUACAUCAGGAAGUGACAGCACGGGAUGCAGUGUGCCAGUGUGUCUUCAGGAAGGUCAAAUAG
This is a messenger RNA of Budorcas taxicolor (takin), 408 nucleotides long. It is a transcript of the gene RBP5, whose product is annotated as retinol binding protein 5. The record is from RefSeq and is a predicted model, not a curated record. The coding region runs from base 1 to 408 and encodes 135 amino acids. Gene Ontology annotation, biological process: fatty acid transport. The transcript has 4 exons. NCBI's taxonomy places the organism in Eukaryota, Metazoa, Chordata, Mammalia, Artiodactyla, Bovidae. Gene Ontology annotation, cellular component: cytosol; nucleus. Gene Ontology annotation, molecular function: fatty acid binding.